AUGAGUAAUCAUACCGUAAAGGUAGAAGACGAUGAUGACGAAAACAAUGAGGACACAGAAAAAAAAGUACAGAGUAGUUUUUUUUUCUUUAAAAAACAGGAAAAGAAUGUAAACAGAAAAUUUGUAAAAAAUACAAAAGAUAAUGAUAUAAAUUUUUAUGAAGACAAACCAAUUCUGGAUGAUAAAAUUAAUAAAGUUGAUUAUAUUAUUUUGAUUAUUCAUGGUAUAGGAUCAAAUGAAGAAUUAAUAAUAAACCAAUGUGAAGAUUUGAAAAAUAGUUUUAAAAUUGUAAAAAAAAUGUGGUUUUUUGAUUAUCCUUUUAAUAUACAUUUCCAUAUAUUUAACUGGAAAAAGUAUAUCAUCGAUGCACAAAUACAUGUUUUUAACAGGAUAAAUAUUAAUACUAUGGCUGAAACUCGAAAAAUAAUAAACUUGUCCGCCGGAGAUAUUAUAUGUUUUUUACAUCCAAGAUAUGGUGAUUACAUAAUGUUAAAUUUAUACAAUGAUAUAAAUAAAACAUUGGAAUCUUUAAAGAAUGAUUCUAGCGGGAGAUUUAAAUAUUCCAAAGUAUGUUUACUAGGUUAUUCAUUAGGUAGUGCAAUGGCAUAUGAAAUAUUACAUAACGUGAAAGUUCGAAUAAGUGAAAGUAAUUUAAAAUAUAAUUUGAAAAGUAAGAUACAUUAUUUAUUUAUGUUGGGUAGUCCUUUAAGUGCUUUAUUAUCUUUAUAUAAACCAGAAUAUAUAAAUGAUGGAUUAAAAUUAAAUAAUGGUUUAAAGUUUUAUAAUAUUUUUCAUGGAUUUGAUCCUGUGGCUUUUCGAAUUGAACCAUUGAUUUAUCCAGGAAUUAAAAAUAUUCCUGAACCUGUUCUUAUAAAUUAUUGGAGAAAUAAUGGAGCAAGGUAUUGGUUUGAGUGGGAUAAAAAUAUGCAGAAUGCUAAACUAGCCAUUGUUCAAAAUUUGAAUGAUUUUACAUCUGCAAUAACUAACGGUUUUUAUAAAUUUCUUGGGAAAAAUGAGAAUAAUGAUGAAGAUCAAAGUACUCUAAAUAAAAAUAUUUGUUACAAUAAAUGUGAAAGUAAGGAUAUAAAUAUAUUCUUAUUAAAGGUGAAAGAAAAUCAACGAAAAAUUGCUUUACAAAAAAAAAAAAUUCAUAGGUAUAAUAAAAAAAAUAAUAUUACAUAUAAGGAGAAUGUUGCAGAAAAAAAAAAUGCACAUUACAACAGUAUUCAUAAUAUAAAUGAUAAUAAUAUUUGUGAUAAUAUUUGUGAUAAUAUUUGUGAGAAUAUUUGUGAUAAUAUUUGUGAUAAUAUUCGUGAUAAUAUUCGUGAUAAUAUGCGUGAUAAUAUUCGUGAUAAUAUUUGUGAUCAUCAUCUUAAUGAUAUUUCUUACAAUGAUGAAGAUAGUCAAGAUACCUAUUUUGGUCAUGAAAAAUACAAAAGAAAAUAUGAUCAUAAUGAUGAACAAAAAAAGGAAGGAACUUAUUAUUCCAAAGAAGAAAAUUCUAGCUAUAUUGAUAGUACUAAAAGUAUUUGUGCAUCACAAGAUUCAAAUAGUGAAUAUUCUUUUUUUGAUCAUGAGCUUAGUGAUAAUUCGAAUAAUUUAUAUGAAGAAAAUAGAAGAAAUUAUGAUGACCAUAAUAAGAAAAGAGAAUCUAUAUGUAAUUCUAAUAAUAUAAACGAUGCCUUAAAUAUUAGAUAUGAUUAUCAAUUACAAGAAUUCAUUAUGGAACAUUAUAUAUAUCCUUUAGCUGUUGCUAAAUCACAUUUUAAUUAUUUUAUAAUUAAAGAUAUCUCCUUUUUUAUAUUAAAAGAAUUAAUACAUCAUAAAAAUAUAUCACUAAGCUAUGAAGAAUAUCUAACAAAAAUUGAAAAAGAAUAUAAUAGCAAAGCAUUAAACGAAAAAGAUAAUAUAAAAAAAGAAAAAUAUUUUAAAGUUGCAAUAAAGGCUACAAAAACGUUAGAAGAAUUUAAAAAGUAUGAAAAAAAUAUUCAAGCUAUGUCUGACCCAUUUAAUAUGAAAAAUUUUAAAAAUUUAAUAUAG
Plasmodium falciparum 3D7 is the source of this 2040-nucleotide messenger RNA. Its product is annotated as putative phospholipase PLA1. Gene Ontology annotation, molecular function: metal ion binding; glycerophospholipid phospholipase A1 activity. NCBI's taxonomy places the organism in Eukaryota, Apicomplexa, Aconoidasida, Haemosporida, Plasmodiidae. The record is from RefSeq and is a predicted model, not a curated record.